CGGGGAUCCUGCCUUGCAGUCACACCUAGGCCUGUAUAAAGUGGUCCCCGAGGGGUGGGGGCCCUUCGCUAGGGCAGCGGGCUAGGGCCUUCCCCCACCCCUGGAGAGCGGCACGGAUGCUGUCCAUCGUCCUGCCGCACCGAGGCGGCCAGGGCUCAGCUUGGGCUCUGUACAAGUCAUAUUCUUGCAGGACUGCUGGUCGGGAAACGUGGCAGUUUCCACUUUCACAAAUUAAUCAAACCUAGCACCAAAUAUUGCCACAGGUUGAAUUUGGUACGAGGACGAGUGUCAUUGCAGUGGAUACCUGGUCAGGAGAUUAGUAAAUUAUCCCGGGAAACGCCAGAAUGGAAGUGUCAAUGCCCCUGCCUCAGAUAUAUGUAGAAAAAACCCUAGCCCUUAUCAAGCCAGAUAUUGUUGACAAAGAGGAGGAGAUACGCGACAUUAUUCUCAGAUCUGGAUUCACCAUCAUUCAGAGACGAAAACUACAUCUGAGCCCUGAGCACUGUAGUAACUUUUAUGUGGAACAGUACGGGAAAAUGUUUUUCCCAAACUUGACAGCUUACAUGAGUUCUGGACCUCUUGUUGCUAUGAUAUUAGCUAGACAUAAUGCCAUCUCUUACUGGAAAGAACUUCUGGGACCAGCUAAUAGCUUAGUAGCCAAGGAGACACACCCGGACAGUCUAAGGGCGAUCUACGGUACAGAUGAGCUUCGGAACGCCCUUCACGGGAGCAACGACUUCGCUGCCUCGGAAAGAGAGAUUCGGUUCAUGUUUCCAGAAGUGAUUAUCGAACCCAUUCCAAUUGGACAAGCUGCUAAGGACUAUUUAAACUUGUAUGUAACGCCAACCCUACUUCAAGGACUCACAGAGCUUUGUAAGCAGAAACCGGCAGACCCUUUUAGUUGGCUAGCUGAUUGGCUGCUGAAAAAUAAUCCCAACAAACCUAAACUUUGUCAUUUUCCAAUAGCAGAAGAGGAGUCUUAGUGUACUCUGUAAGACAAGUGGACUAGGGAUUGAACCCAGGGUCUCAUGUGCCACAGCCAGCAUCUA
This is a messenger RNA of Phodopus roborovskii (desert hamster), 1049 nucleotides long. RefSeq names its product NME/NM23 family member 5 (gene Nme5). Lineage: Eukaryota; Metazoa; Chordata; Mammalia; Rodentia; Cricetidae. The transcript has 6 exons. The record is from RefSeq and is a predicted model, not a curated record. The coding region runs from base 345 to 983 and encodes 212 amino acids. Gene Ontology annotation, molecular function: nucleoside diphosphate kinase activity. Gene Ontology annotation, biological process: spermatid differentiation; UTP biosynthetic process; negative regulation of oxidative stress-induced intrinsic apoptotic signaling pathway.